This is a messenger RNA of Periconia digitata, 540 nucleotides long. The record is from the annotation of a GenBank genome assembly. Lineage: Eukaryota; Fungi; Ascomycota; Dothideomycetes; Pleosporales; Periconiaceae.
AUGCUCGACGACCGACAGCGUUCAUCGUCCGGCCCAGACUCCUCCGACACCACCAUGUCGACAAACAGACCCUUCUUCUCUAAUUUCCUCGCCGCGUUCCGCGCUCAGUCCGCCAUACAAAAAGCUGCAACAUCUUCCUCCACGGCAGCCUCGUAUCCCCACGCCUCUACAUCCUCAACACAGGCCUCGAGCUCAACGCAGUCUCGGACGUUAACAACUAAAGCGACCCCUUCUUCACCAGGUCCCACAGCCGCUGCUGUGCAAGCCACGUCUCAGUUCCAACCAACAAGGCAGCAUGCUGCACCCUACCACCGGUCUACCUCACCCACCACCAAAGCAUUCCCUAUUCCCGGCAACUCGAGAGGACGCAACAGGAGAGGCUCAGACAGCUCUUCGGAAGGGUUCAACGAAAUAAAGGGAGCAGAAAAAUGGUACAUUGGGGGUCGUACAGCGGCUGGCGAAGAGAGAUACUACAAGCUGGGGAUGGUCAAGCGACAGCGCAGUGUGGAUAGGUUAAGUCUCGACAAGCUAUCGAUAUAG